CGGGGGUCGGGUGGGAGGGGGAGGAGGAUGCUGAGUAAGCAUCCGUUGCCACGUGAUCCGACAGUCAUAUGACUUUAAGCCGAAAGGAGGAGUUGCACAGGCUCAGUCUCCGGAGUUGAAGAAGCCCGGGAGCUAGGCACGAGGCACAAUGAAACUCAUCAUCCUGGAUGAUUACUCUCAGGCCAGUGAAUGGGCUGCCAAGUACAUCAGAAACCGAAUCAUCCAGUUUCGACCAGGGCCGGAUAGGUAUUUCACAUUGGGGCUCCCUACAGGGAGCACCCCUGAAAAAUGCUACCAGAAGCUGAUUGAGUAUUAUAAGAAUGGGGACCUGUCCUUCAAGUAUGUGAAGACAUUUAACAUGGACGAGUAUGUGGGUCUCCCACGUGACCACUCUCAGAGCUACCAUACCUUCAUGUGGGAGAAAUUAUUCAAGCACAUUGACAUUAGUCCUGAAAACACCCAUAUCCUGGAUGGAAACGCAGCUGAUCUGCAGGCAGAAUGUGAUGCUUUUGAAGAAAAGAUCAAGGAAGCUGGAGGGAUCGAGCUCUUUGUUGGAGGUAUUGGCCCUGAUGGGCACGUCGCCUUCAAUGAGCCUGGCUCAAGUUUGGUGUCUAGGACCCGAGUGAAAACUCUGGCCAUGGAUACCAUCCUAGCCAAUGCCCGGUUCUUCGAUGGAAAAAACUCCCAAGUUCCCACGAUGGCUCUGACUGUGGGUGUGGGUACAGUCAUGGAUGCCAGAGAGGUCAUGAUCUUAAUUACAGGGGCCCAUAAGGCAUUUGCACUGCACAAAGCCAUUGAGGAAGGGAUAAAUCACAUGUGGACUGUGUCUGCCUUCCAGCAGCACCCGCAAACAAUAUUCGUGUGUGAUGAAGAUGCCACACUGGAACUUAAAGUGAAAACUGUCAAAUAUUUCAAAGGGUUGAUGCUUGUUCAUAACAAGCUAGUGGAACCACUGUACAGUAUAAAAGAAACAGAAACAAAAACAGAGACAAGCCACUCUACCAAGAAACCAUAUAGUGACUGAUUUGCCCUCACAAGCCUGCUUUCCAAUCCCCCAAAGAGGUAUACAGGUUUUUAGGAAGGAAAAAAAUCUUUAAUCAAGUCUAUAUGUCCACUCCAAACAUUAGGCUAUCUACCUUUGAUGAAAAUGGGUGUGCCGAGUAGAUUGUACUCAAAGGGUUGAAGUUUACAGAAAUAGGUAUUUUGCUCUGCAAUUUGAUUUUUCUCUGGAGUCUUUAUUUCCUAUUUUCUAUUGCCAUGUUCUAUCUGUCAAAUAAGGCAAAGUGGAUAUGGAAAUGCCUCACUUGAACAUUUUUUAAGUGCUCCAUGGCACAGGGGAAGUGUGAACACACACUUUGUUUUGUUUCACCUCUCCACAAUUGGUGAUUGUGCAAGCAUAGUCCUCAGGGAAGUGGUCACUUGGGAUCUGCACAAGAUCAGUGCCAAGUGGAGGUGGAGUAGAGAAGAAUAUUUACUUCUCUUCUUUUCCUUGUCUUGCUUUUGUCUCUUUCACAGCAGCCCCCUUCUCAGGAUUGGAUUUGGUAGUAGAACAUCACAAAUAUUUCAUUCUUGAGAUUUGAGUGCCAGACUAUACAUGUUGAAAGGUCUGCUUAAUACAUUUUUAUCACCACACACUAAGAACCAACAUACUAGGUACUAAAAGCUACACAAAGAUCAAUUAUUUUCUCGGCCCUCUACGAUCUCUGUCCAUUAGGGAUAACCAGUCUUAUAUCACAGAUAUAUUUUGCCUCUUAGAACAUUUCAUGCCAUUGUUCCCCCAUUGUUCACUCCACUCCUUCUGUAGCCUUCCUACUGUAUAAUCUUUUAUGUGCCUAUGGGAAGCUGCUGCUGGUUCCAUUUUGGGGGGAAAAAGCUUAAGAGUCUGAUUCAGGUGCCUCUGACAAUUUUUAAAUACUGUGUUUUCUACUUGUAUUUUAAUUUUACCUUUUAUGUGAUUAGUAAAAUUCUGUUUUAAGGUGAUGGAUAAAUGGACUUAUUUGCAAUGUAAUAUAUUUUCUAUUAAAUUCAAUAUUUCAAUAA
Monodelphis domestica (gray short-tailed opossum) is the source of this 2040-nucleotide messenger RNA. RefSeq names its product glucosamine-6-phosphate deaminase 1 (gene GNPDA1). Gene Ontology annotation, biological process: N-acetylneuraminate catabolic process; carbohydrate metabolic process; D-glucosamine catabolic process. The record is from RefSeq and is a predicted model, not a curated record. Gene Ontology annotation, molecular function: identical protein binding; glucosamine-6-phosphate deaminase activity. NCBI's taxonomy places the organism in Eukaryota, Metazoa, Chordata, Mammalia, Didelphimorphia, Didelphidae. Gene Ontology annotation, cellular component: cytoplasm.